Scophthalmus maximus (turbot) is the source of this 3896-nucleotide messenger RNA. RefSeq names its product family with sequence similarity 172 member A (gene arb2a). Gene Ontology annotation, cellular component: nucleus. Lineage: Eukaryota; Metazoa; Chordata; Actinopteri; Pleuronectiformes; Scophthalmidae. Bases 190 to 1458 code for a protein of 422 amino acids. The record is from RefSeq and is a predicted model, not a curated record. The transcript is spliced from 11 exons. Gene Ontology annotation, biological process: regulatory ncRNA-mediated heterochromatin formation. Gene Ontology annotation, molecular function: siRNA binding.
GUGAAAAUAAAAGCCCGCCAUGAGUCCCACUGUACGCGCCCGCUCUCACAGCGGCUCCACGCAGAGCGACUGCGCACAUUCCCCGGGAGGUGUGCUUUUCCUUCGAGAGUAUACGGGACAAAAAUAAAGUGCUGUGGAGAGAGAGAGAGUGAGACGCACCUCACUGAUCUCCAGGAGCAACAAGGCCUCAUGCUCUCGCAUCCUCGCGCUGUGACACUUGCCCUGCACAUAUUGUGGAUCGCCAUGGCCCAGGCUGCUGGCCAGGAGGACAGAGAGAAAACUACUGCACUCAAAGAUUUGCUGUCAAAGAUAGACUUGGAUGAACUGAUGAAGAAAGAUGAACCUCCUUUCACUUUCCCCAAAACACUGGAGGAAUUUGAAUAUGCCUUCAAUGAGCAUGGUCAGCUCAGACAUAUGAAAACAGGAGAACUCUUUGUGUUCAAUGCCAGAGAGGAUCUCCACCGCUGGAACCAGAAACGCUAUGAAGCUCUUGGAGAGAUAAUCACUCAGUAUGUUUAUGAGCUGUUGGAGAAAAAGUGCAACAUGACUAAAGCCUUCCUGCCAGUGGAAGCCACAGACGAUGAACCCACCAGUUUUAUCUACCUGAGUCCAGACGCCUUGUCCAACCCAUCGAAGCUACUGGUGUUAAUCCAGGGCAGUGGGGUUGUGCGGGCUGGUCAGUGGGCCCGUAGACUAAUCAUCAACCAGGACCUUGACUCAGGGACACAGAUCCCUUUCAUCACCAGAGCCAUGGAGGAUGGCUAUGGUGUGAUGGUGCUCAACCCCAACGAGAACUACCUGGAGAUGGAGAAGCCUGGCAAGUCCACCCCCCUGCCCUCUCCCACCGAACCCUCAGACGAGCCUGCUGAAAAGAGGGAACGUAAAGACGAUAAAGAGGGCAAAAAGAAGAGAGAAUUUUACGAGAAGUAUCGUAACCCACAGAAGGAAACAGAGACUGAACGGAUCCCUGUACGGGAAAAUGGCUCCUCCGAGGAACACGUGCUAUACGUGUGGGACAACUUUGUGUCCAAAGCCGCAGCAAAGAAUGUCUUCAUCAUGGCCCACAGCUACGGAGGACUGUCUUUCGUUGAGCUGAUGAAUCAGAGGGAAAUGCAGGUGAAGAAUAGAGUGUGUGCCGUGGCUCUGACUGACUCCGCUCACAACAUCUGGCUUCAGGAGACCAGCAAAGGCACACAGGACUGGAUGCAGCAGCACUGUUGUAACUGGGUAUCGAGUUCAGAGCCCCUGGACACGCCGCUGGAUCCCAUGCUGCCAGACUGCCCCCGAGUCUCUGCAGGCACAGAGAGACACGAGCUGACCUCCUGGAUGAGUUUCGUCUCCAUCUUCAGGUUCUUCAGUGAGGUCCUGGAGGCGAAGGAGGACGAGGAGGCGGAGGAGACCUCCAACACGGUCACCACACGCAGCAGCUCCCUCAAAAUCAAACACCAGGAUCUGUAGAUGACCAACCACAAUGGUUUGGGAAAAAGAGGAGAAGGAGGGGGGUGGCGGGGGCAUCGGAUCGGGGGGGGAAUGCAGAAAGAGAGGCUAAGGUUCCAGAUCCUCAAUGCUAUUUCUUUCUUUUUCUCCCCAUCUCCCCUUCUGCAGCCUCCAUCGCUCCUUUCUCACUCCCCGCACAGUGUCAUUUCUCCCUCCCAGCCCUGCCUGGCACCGCACACACAUAGCCUUGUUGUUGUAGGAGACAAGAGUGCAGGGUCACCAUGUAUACAUCACAAUACCGUUUUGCAUUACUUCUAGAUGAGCGCAACUGUCAAAGCAAUAUGGGCCUGAGUGUUAGCGCUUCCCGUGGGCUGUGGCCUGGCUGCGGCUACGGGCCACGGCAGCAGAGAUUAAGGCUGACAGGCGCUGUGCACAAUGCACUGUGGUGCACCUCUAAUUGUCCUGACAUCAGCCUGAACUGAGCUAAUGCCCCUCCUGCCCUCCAGUCUGCACUGCUCCGACUCUCCCUCCUUUUCCUCUUCCCCCCCAGUCCCAAAGCCCGGACCCGCUUAUCCAGAAAUCAGCUCCUGCCGUCGUCGGAUCCUCUGCUAAGAUUCAAUAUUAAUUCAACCUGGAAAAUGUCUAUCUUCAUUUCUUUCCGCCCCUUACCCAGCACAAAUGUUUUCACUGGGAGUGAACGCCGGAUUCUUAACUGGUGACAGUUUUGCUUGUUUUUUAAACAAAGUCGUUGUUUUUAUGACUUCGUCAUUCUCUUAUCCUUCGUACAGACAGUUCACUUUGACGUGUUUUUCAUUCAACUUUGUGUAAAAUGUGGUUCUAACCUGUGCCCUGUAUUUCAGUGCUUAUAAUAAGAGAGUUCUCUUUUUUAUUUUCUAAUUAUUAUUAUUUUAUUUUUUUACUUUGAGCUAAAUUUGAAUGCAAUGUCCCAAACAAAUAUUGGAUUUUUAAUAUUAAGCCAAUAUUUUUCUCGAGUUUACUUUAGACUUUCUCUGGGUUUGAUUUGUAAAAACCGGAGAGUCCGCACCUCGCUGUGUUUAUUAUAAAUAUAUAUAUCCCCCUUUUUUCUCCAUUUUUAUACCCUUGAGAUUGAUGUCUCCGGAUGAUUGAACGUGAUGAAACAAAUAAAACAAACACAACCUGUGCUGAGUAUGGAAAAUUCCGGACAUUGAGCAUAUUUAAAAUCACUUAAAGUCACGCAUCAAAAUGGGUUUGAGGGAUAUCUCAUUUUAACAGGAGCCAGAAGUCAGCUCACAACACUCAUAAAGCCUCAAUAUAUCGCCUUACACAUGUCAGGAAAUCCAAGAUUUCAAUAUUAUUCUAAGCCUGAAUGAUAUUUCCUUAGAUGUUGGAGAAAUGUAACAUAUCUAUUUUUUUCCCUUCCCCCCCUCCCACCAUAGUACAGUACUCUUCAUAUGUACUUAGAAGUGACAAAGUCAGCUCCCUGCUCAGCUGCACAUAAUCUGACUACGUGACACAAACAUGAUAAAAAAAAAUUUCCAUAAUGCUGGUGUGUUUUAUAAACCACUCAGGGCUUAAUGGAAUAUAUUCUUAAUGCGUCGUGACAUUAGUAACAACUCAAACUGAAUACUGAACCAUAUGAUACCUUAGACACCUUCUCAGAUGUGUACUUUUUUUUAAAACUUCAAAUCGUUAGCAUUGUUCAUCUUAUACACUCUGAAAUCUUGCCUCUCCUGCUGUGUGUGUGUGUGUGUGUGUGUGUGUGUGCGUGUGCGUGCUUGUGUGUGGUUUAAGGCUUUUGUGGAUUAUCUUUCUGCUGUAAUGAGACAACUGUGGCUGAUGGUUGCAGGCCUAAUUUCCUUUUAAUUUGAUUCAGAUCUCUCCAGGUUUCGGCAAAGAAGUUGGCUUAUUGUUUGAUUUGACGAGUUUCAUUUCGAGAUACCGUUGCUCAUCUUUCUGCUGUUCAGCCACAAUCAGUUCAGUUUUCACUCUAUAAUUUUGUAUAUUGUUGCCUUAAGAAUAAACAUGUUUUUUUUUGUUUUGUUGAUAAUAUCCAGCAAGCCAUAUGUGAAUGGAACUGAAGAUGUAAGAAGGAGCCCAGAUGCAAAGCACCGUCUGCAAAUAAAAGGGGACUAAUUUUGCCAAUUGCUCAUGAAGACAUUUUCUUUUUCAGUUUUAUUUUUAUUUCAUUUUUUUGCGGAUGAUUUGAGUGUUGUUUUGGUUUAAGAAACACACCUAGUUUUGUUUUUAUCGCAGUACAAAGCCUUUGAAUUUUAUGAAACCGCGAGUUUCCUGCCAGCUCACUUUUUUUUUUAAUCUUCUCAAACGUUUUCCACAUUCUCUUGUGAUCCACUUCGACUGUCUUUAAUAACGGGUUGACAUUCUCUGCAGCACAGAAAUCACACUGCUCUUGAUUGGUUUCAUUUUUUUUGUAAUUAACCCAUUAAACCUGUCGAAGGAAAUAAAAUGAACUUUUUGCA